This is a messenger RNA of Scheffersomyces stipitis CBS 6054, 2179 nucleotides long. RefSeq names its product heat shock protein 70 (gene SSA2.2). Bases 136 to 2094 code for a protein of 652 amino acids. The transcript has a single exon. The record is from RefSeq and is a predicted model, not a curated record. Gene Ontology annotation, cellular component: cytoplasm; cytosol; plasma membrane. Gene Ontology annotation, molecular function: ATP hydrolysis activity; ATP binding; misfolded protein binding. Gene Ontology annotation, biological process: SRP-dependent cotranslational protein targeting to membrane, translocation; vesicle-mediated transport; protein refolding. Lineage: Eukaryota; Fungi; Ascomycota; Pichiomycetes; Serinales; Debaryomycetaceae.
GUUAGAAUAGUAUUUAAGUGGAGGUUGAGACGGCGUUAGAAUCAACCUCCUGUUUUCAGUUCCAAUUGAAAACUCUAUUGUUUUUACUUUUUCAAGUAGUUUUGAACAUACAGAUUAAGUAUUGUCAUCACCAAAAUGUCUAAGGCUAUAGGAAUUGAUUUAGGAACCACAUACUCGUGUGUGGCUCAUUUCGCCAACGACCGUGUGGAGAUUAUUGCCAAUGACCAAGGUAACAGAACAACUCCCUCAUACGUUGCCUUCACCGAUACCGAGAGAUUGAUCGGUGAUGCUGCCAAGAACCAGGCUGCAAUGAACCCUUCUAAUACUGUAUUUGAUGCUAAGAGAUUGAUCGGUAGAAAGUUCAAUGAGGACGAAGUUCAGUCAGAUAUCAAGCAUUGGCCGUUCAAAGUCAUCGACAAGGGUGGAAAGCCCAAUAUUCAGGUUGAGUUCAAGGGUGAAACCAAGGUAUUCACCCCAGAAGAAGUGUCAUCUAUGGUUUUGACUAAGAUGAGAGAAACCGCCGAAAACUUCUUGGGAACAACUGUCACUGAUGCUGUUGUCACUGUACCUGCCUAUUUUAACGAUUCGCAGAGACAGGCCACCAAGGAUGCUGGUUUGAUUGCCGGAUUGAAUGUUUUGAGAAUCAUUAAUGAACCAACGGCAGCCGCAAUUGCCUACGGAUUGGAUAAGAAGGGUCAAAGCGCCCACGAGCAGAAUAUUUUGAUUUUUGACUUGGGAGGUGGAACUUUUGAUGUGUCCUUGUUGGCUAUAGAUGAAGGUAUUUUCGAAGUUAAGGCCACAGCAGGUGAUACUCACUUGGGUGGAGAAGAUUUCGACAACAGAUUGGUCGCCCACUUCAUUAACGAGUUCAAGAGAAAACACAAGAAGGACUUGUCCUCCAACCAAAGGGCUUUGAGAAGAUUGAGAACUGCCUGUGAAAGAGCCAAGAGAUCGUUAUCUUCUUCAGCUCAGACAUCCAUUGAAAUAGACUCUCUUUUCGAGGGUAUCGAUUUCUACACUUCCAUCACUAGAGCCAGGUUCGAAGAAUUAUGUGCUGAUUUAUUCAGAACGACCUUGGAUCCAGUUGAAAAGGUGCUUAAGGAUUCCAAGAUCGACAAGUCCCAAGUUCAUGAGAUUGUCUUGGUUGGUGGAUCCACUAGAAUUCCAAAGAUCCAGAAGUUGGUUUCUGAUUUCUUUAAUGGAAAGGAGCCAAACAAGUCCAUCAACCCAGAUGAGGCCGUUGCCUACGGUGCUGCAGUUCAAGCUGCCAUCUUGACUGGUGAUACUUCUUCCAAGACGCAGGACUUGUUGUUGUUGGAUGUAGCCCCAUUGUCCUUGGGUAUCGAAACUGCCGGAGGUGUUAUGACCAAGUUGAUCCCAAGAAAUGCCACAAUUCCAACCAAGAAGUCGGAAAUAUUUUCGACCUAUGCUGAUAACCAGCCAGGUGUCUUGAUCCAAGUUUUUGAAGGUGAAAGAGCCAGAACGAGAGACAACAAUUUAUUGGGUAAAUUCGAAUUGUCUGGUAUCCCACCUGCUCCAAGAGGUGUACCUCAGAUUGAAGUUACAUUCGACAUUGAUGCAAAUGGUAUUUUGAAUGUUUCGGCUUUGGAAAAGGGUACUGGUAAGACUCAAAAGAUUACCAUUACCAAUGAUAAGGGUAGGUUGUCUAAGGAAGAUAUUGAAAGAAUGGUCAACGAGGCUGAAAAGUAUAAGGAGGAAGAUGAGAAGGAAUCAUCCAGAAUUGGUGCUAAGAAUACCCUUGAAUCUUAUGCAUAUUCUUUGAAGACCACAAUCAAUGAUGGCGAAUUGAAGGAAAAGAUUCCAGCUGACGACAAGGAGAAGUUGCAAAAGGCUAUUGAUGAAACGAUUUCCUGGUUGGACGAAUCACAACAGGCUACAACUGAAGAGUACAAUGACAGACAUAAGGAAUUGGAAUCAGUUGCAAAUCCAAUAAUCACAGCAGCCUACUCCGCUGCUGGAGGUGCUCCAGGCGGUGUUCCAGGUGGUGCUCCAGGCGGAGGAGCUCCAGGCGGUUUCCCAGGAGCAGGUCCCUCGCAGGACUCAUCUGGACCAACUGUGGAAGAAGUUGACUAAAUUGGGUAGGUUUUUGUAGGAUUAAGAUUAAAAUUUUUUUAUAGGUUCUAUCGUGUUUUCAUAAAUGAAUAACAGUUAUUUACAA